ACCUUACAGAAAUGCAAGCGUCAAAGGGUUAGGGGCAAAGAGAAGGGAAGGAAUCGAACAGACCAGCUGAGACUGUACCAGAGAUAUUAGAGAAAGGAUGAGAUGGGAGUCCCAUUGGGCAAUGAAUGUGUAACGCUUCACCCAGUAGACUCACACGGUGCAUUCUGGGUGAUUCUGGGACAAAGGGAGCUCUCCUUCAAAGAGUGAAUGCCAGUCAAUUGGGCGCAAGCUCAAAACCAGAAACAUGAAUAACCCUAACCCUUUUCCUAACCUGAUACGUUAAUUAUUCUAAUCUGCUGCGUAAAUUCUCCUAACCUGCUACGAAAAACCAAAUCUGAUGUUAAUUUUACAAAAACUUGAUCCCUUCUAGCCAUGGCUGAGCGCUCCUUGUCCCAGGUUUAUUGUCUAUUUAUUUUUCUAGAACUGCCAAUUUUGUGGAAGUAGACACCACUUGUUCCUCAGACUCUUGUGGAUUUCAUCGUUUUGUACUUUUCAAUGUUCUAAGAUUAAUUUGUGGAUUUAGUUAAGCAGCUAUUUUGUGAUGCAUUGUUGCUCUUGUCAAAUCACUGGGAAAUGUUUUCAUUGUGUCAUUAAUUGGCUCUCUGACAAGCGUGUUGAAUAAUUACGGGAUGUAUUAUAAAUGAAUUUUUGUGCAGUAUGAUGGAUGGAUAAUUCACCAACAUGUCAGAUUCUCAGAAAGGUUGAUAGAAAUAAAAAGCUCAAAAGUACAUUUGAGCUUUUUUGACCAUAUGCAUUCAUCUCCUUCAGCCAGCAAUCUCUCUCUCUCUCUCAAGCCUGGGGACAAUGUUAAAUAUGCUUCAACAAUGGUCGUGUUCAGAUUGUCAUUUAAAAAAUCAGUUUUUGCUCUGAUUUGCGUACUUCCUUCUACAGAUGUGGAGCGUUUUUUUUUUACAGUAAUAUAAUUUUGGACCAGUAGAUGGAGUCACAGCCCCACAAAAUAAGAAAGGUUUAAAAUGUUGUGUAUACUGCGGUGCUAUGUUUAAUCAAAUUAUUAUAAUGUAUUCCGUUUAACAAAAAAAAGUCGAGUUAAAGCAUAUUUUUAUCCACAUGUACGUUAUUGUAAUCUGUGUUACGUCAUACAUAUGCGUCGGCCGGAAGUUGAAUUUCCAUUGCCUCUUGUUUUUGUUCCCGGUUAGAUACUGUUCAGCAGCUGGGUUAGGUACGCUUUUUGUGUUCGAAAUUGGCGAGAUAUUUGGUUAGUUUAAAGAACUUUAAUAUCAAUUCAAACGGUGUUUGGACAAUAACGCAGAGCCAUGUCUAAGCGCGCUUCUUUUCACACACAACUGUCCUCCAUCAUGGAAAUACUGUCUAGAACCGCAAUGGCUCAUGUGUGCAAACUGGUUGACGACGAAUACGCGGGAAUAUCUUUAGAAAAUGAGGCUCUCACUGAGAAAUUGCAUAGUCUGGAAAGUGAACUUACAAUUGUGAAAAGCACAGCUCCGAAGCUGGCUGGAAACUAUCGCUCUGUUGGUGUUCAAACUGGUGAAACUAUCACCAGAGUAGACAGAGGGCUAAACGGAUCCCCCACCAUCGAAGGAAUAUUUGGGAAGGAAUGGUGUCUUGAUCUAUGGAACCAUGGGGAUUCCUACAGCACAGAGAACAGUCCGCAACACACUGCCAAAUCAACAGGGGUGCCUUCAGGCCAAGCUGAUGUUAAAGAAGAGGAUGUUGAGGUGGAAAUCAUAAACAGCAGAGACCCACAGGAAAGACCAACAAUCAUUUUAGAUGGAGAUGACUUAGUGGACAAUGGAAGAGAAGGGCCCUCCAACGUGUAUCCAUGCUUUGAUUCCUUCCGCCAGGACAGGCCAGAGAGACGGGAUAAACAGGUACUGGAGAUGUCAACUACGGAUGUCUCCACAGGACACACUUUACGUUUCAUAUCCAUCGACGGAUUGGAGGAGGAAUAUGGCGAACAUGUCUUUCCCAUUGAGGACGAUGAGACGAAUGAGUUCCUACCAGACGAUACCGAGCUGUUGCCCAACGAAGCACAAGAUGAACACAUCACAAAGCCAACGUAUGCAAAGAAGUCUUUAGCAAAGUCAAAAAGCAAAGCUGGGAAGACUAAGACUUUCAGUUACUUUAACAGGUUUAACUUGCACUCCCAUAGUAAAUCCGACACAAACAAGUUAAGUUGCGUGAUUUGUAAGAAGACUUUCUUGCGGCAGAACCAUCUGACGAUGCAUAUGAAAUCUCACAAGUCGCUGUACUGCAGUGUGUGUAAGAACUAUUAUCCUGGGAAAACUCAGCUCAAAAAACACAAAUGUGUUGCUCCCGAUUAUCUGGCCUCGAACAGCUCGAAGUACUUUUGCCAUUACUGCGGCAAGUCUUUCAGCUGUCCGUCAAGCCUGAGGAUACACCACCUGGUGCACACUGGAGAGAGACCCCACACAUGCACUGUCUGCGGGAGAGGAUUCACACAGAAGGGCAAUCUGAAAUGUCACAUGCGCCUUCACACUGGUGAGAAACCGUUCAAAUGCCUCACAUGUGACAUUGGUUUCACCCAGAAAGUAUACCUCACUCAGCACUUGGCCAAAGCUCACGGUCAAAAGGAAGAAAAUAAGAAAAAGAAGACGCAAGUGCACAAAUGUUCUAAGUGUCAGUUGUCUUUCGUCAAUCACCAACUGCUCCAAACACACAUGGCUGUUCAUAAAAAUAAAUGAAGUAUUUUUGGUUGAUUGCAAUACUCUUAACUUAAAGGGGCAAUCUACAGUUGCUACAUCCAUUUUUGGACUUAUAAAUUGAUAUGUACCCAUUUAUUGUUUUAGAAUAUAACUUAUUUAUGCCUCAUGAGCUUAGUUGAAUUGUUGUACACCAUCAGAACCCAAAAUAAGCUUGUAAAUAAACACUUUACAUUUUAGUCAUUUAGCAGACGCUCUUAUCCAGAGCGACUAACAGGAGCAAUUAGGGUUAAGUUCUUUGCUCACGGGCACAUUGACAGAUUUUUCACCUUACCCGCUCUGGGAUUUGAUCCAGUGACCUUUUGGUUACUGGCCCAAUGCUCUUAACCACUAGGCUACAUGCUACCCUAAAUAGCCUUAAAAUUAAAACUAUAAUUUUGGUAUGGAUGGUCAGUCCUUGCAUCCAUAGGUCUAUGAAUUUGAGUGGUUAGCCUACAUUUCUCCAGGCCCAGCCCCUCAGCUUUUUACCGAAACGGGUGGGGAGGCCUCUUUAUCUGAACUGCUGAUUGCCCCUUUAAAGGAUUGUGUGCCUGCUUUGCUCAAACUGGAGAACCAAAUACUGUCUAGUGUAUGUCAUACUUCACAAUAUUGGAGCGACCUUAACCCAACACCUAACGGCCUUGUCAAGGGGUUCGGAUCUGGACGCUGGACCUGGGAGUCCCAGUUGGGAACCCCCCCCCCAAAAUACGCUACAGUAUGUUGUAGCCUUUAAGUGUAUUUUUUAUUACACUUGAUUUGUCUGAAUUAGCUACAACACUAACAGGAUGUAUUAGGCUAUCUGGUAUGAUUUACCUACAAUAAAAGGUAAAUGAUGAAGUUUUAUUUUGCAAAGAACGUGGUGCAUAAGUACGGAGUGUUCACCUAUCACUAUCCUAUGUUCCGUAAUUUCGGCUCAUGUAUUGAACCUGCCAAUGUUUGGUGCAAGAUGGCAGUUGGUACUGUAUCUGCAUUGUCCUCUGUAUACGUUGGUACAAUUGACAUAAGAUAUAAUUAAAUGGAUGUUUUCCAUUUCUGUUCCCAGUAGUGAAUUUUAUACUUAUUUUGUACAUAAUGCUGCCAUGAUUGUCAGUUGUUUUUCUGGAAUAUUUAUCUGCUGUAAACUUAAUUUGCUUUCAUAAUUAAAACAGCAUUAAGGGUAUAACUUAA
Salvelinus fontinalis (brook trout) is the source of this 3845-nucleotide messenger RNA. RefSeq names its product zinc finger protein 27-like. NCBI's taxonomy places the organism in Eukaryota, Metazoa, Chordata, Actinopteri, Salmoniformes, Salmonidae. Gene Ontology annotation, molecular function: RNA polymerase II cis-regulatory region sequence-specific DNA binding; DNA-binding transcription factor activity, RNA polymerase II-specific. Bases 1275 to 2681 code for a protein of 468 amino acids. The record is from RefSeq and is a predicted model, not a curated record. Gene Ontology annotation, cellular component: PcG protein complex; transcription regulator complex. The transcript is spliced from 4 exons. Gene Ontology annotation, biological process: regulation of transcription by RNA polymerase II.